AUGCAAUUACAAACUACUCUCUUCAUUAUUCUUUUUGACUUGGUAGCGAUAUCAGAUAGCGUUUACACUGCCUUAUUACCUUAUUUUUCGCCAGUGGCAAAAGACAAAGGAUUUACUGAGACUGAAAUUGGUAUCAUGCUUGCAUUUUAUCCUAUUGGAAGUGUGAUUGCUACACCGUUUGUUUCUAUGUGUAGUUCUAAGAGGAAAGCAAUAUUAAUUGGCUUGAUACAGAGUUCUAUAGCCACAAUAGGAAUGGGGGUGUCUAAAUUUUCAGAGGGUGGCCUAUUUUUUGCGUUAUCAUGCAUUUUUCGAGUGAUCAUAGGAUCUGGAGCAUCAUUUUUGCUGAUCCCCUCAUAUGCAGCAUUGCCUAUAUUAUUUAAAGAAGAUGUAACAUAAAAGAUUGCAGGAUUAGAGAUGGGUCAUUGUGUCGGUAGAAUAACAAGUACAGGGUUAUUCACAAUGAUUGCCUAGCUAAUUUCAUUCGAUACUUAUUAGCUUCCUUGUUAUGGAUUGGCAUUAAUCUAUGUGGUCAGUUUCUUGGUCACAUACAAAUAUUUUUAUCUACCUGAAGUACCUGAAGGAAUUUCUCCAAAGAAGAAACAGAAGGAAGCACCCAAACCUUAAAUCAAUCAAAAUCAUCCCAUCACCAUUACCAAGUCCUAAACAAUUACUCCGAUCGAAGUUAUUGUUUAAAACGAUAAUUCUUUGAUUCAAUAGAAUGAAGAUUUAAAUUAAUCAUAGCAAUAACUCAAACCGAAUGAAUUACUAAAUUAGUCAGUCUAAAAUGCAGAGGUUAUUGAAGGAUAGCUCUAAAGACAUGAUACAACUAUGCAAACUUUAGAAGUUCCACAAGUCAAUGGAAUGAGAAAGAGCAGUUCAAGUGGAGGAGAGGACAGAUCAUGUGAAGAGGAUACCCUUCAUGACAAGAAGGCGAUUAACAAAUGGUAAACUUAGAUACGAUCGAUUAUCCAAUAAAGAAGGGAAGGCAAACCAAUUUCUAUUCCAGAUUCUCCUAAGAUGAAUAAUAGUUAAAAGAUGAAUCAUGUUAGCCUCUUUGAAAGUGGUAACAAGAUGUAGAAUAGCACUCAGUUGGAGGUUCUUCAAGAAUAGGAAGAAAUUACAGAGGAUGAUGGUAAAUUAGAAGUCAAAGAUUAUGUCGAUAUUUUUAAAAACAAGUCAUUGCAAGUGACUUUCAUCUUUUUCUUUUGGCUUUCUGCUCUAGAAAAUGGAUUAAGACCCUUUUUGGCUAACGAAUUAGGAGAUUAUUAUGGUCUUUCAGAGUAUAACAUCUCUUAUCUCUUCAUGAUUCCUAUUUUCACAUACUUGUUAUCUGCAAUCUUGGUGGCUCGUUAAACUUAUUUUUAAGAAUAAACUCUCUUUAAAUUCGGAAUGUGGAUUUUGGCAGUAAGUUUCUUCUUCUAUUGUCCAACAGUGUUUAAGUUACCACAUUCAAUUGCCUUUAUUCUUGUUGGAGAGUUCAUGAGAGGUAUAAGUUUGGGCAUUGGCUGUGCACUCUUUAUACCAAAUAUCAGUGACUCCUGUGUGGACAAGGUUGGAGUAUGUAAAGCAAAUUUGAUUGGAGCAAAUCUUUACUAAUUUGGUUGGUCUUUAGGCGACAUAUUUGGUCCAAUUAUUUGUGGAGCAUUCGUUGAAAAAAUUGGAUAUGAACUGACCACCUUAUUCUCUGGAUUUGUUAUCAUUGUCUUUACAAUAAUCUAUUUAAUUUUUAGAAAAAAUAAAAGUCGUAUCUAAGUAAUUACUGUUGAAAACAUUAAUAACAAAGUGCCAUAAAAUAACAAUGCUUGA
Paramecium tetraurelia is the source of this 1806-nucleotide messenger RNA. RefSeq lists its product as uncharacterized. The record is from RefSeq and is a predicted model, not a curated record. Gene Ontology annotation, molecular function: transmembrane transporter activity. The transcript has 3 exons. NCBI's taxonomy places the organism in Eukaryota, Ciliophora, Oligohymenophorea, Peniculida, Parameciidae. Gene Ontology annotation, biological process: transmembrane transport.